This is a messenger RNA of Drosophila ficusphila, 3845 nucleotides long. RefSeq names its product V-type proton ATPase subunit C (gene Vha44). The coding region runs from base 172 to 2742 and encodes 856 amino acids. NCBI's taxonomy places the organism in Eukaryota, Metazoa, Arthropoda, Insecta, Diptera, Drosophilidae. The transcript is spliced from 11 exons. The record is from RefSeq and is a predicted model, not a curated record. Gene Ontology annotation, molecular function: proton-transporting ATPase activity, rotational mechanism. Gene Ontology annotation, biological process: proton transmembrane transport. Gene Ontology annotation, cellular component: lysosomal membrane; vacuolar proton-transporting V-type ATPase, V1 domain.
UUUUUUCGCCAGCGCUUUUCUCACCACACAAUUUCGUUCGUAUUUGUGGGUGGCGGCGGUCGAUUUGCGCUGAUUUUUUUGCAGAGAAAAACGCAGCUCGCUGUUUUCACAUAGCACAAAAAGCACACUUGUUUCGUUUGCAACCAACCAGAGCCGCAGAAAACCAUCAAGAUGAUGUCCGAAUACUGGAUUAUCUCGGCCCCUGGCGACAAGACCUGCCAGCAGACGUUCGACACGAUGAACAACCUGACCAGCAAGCAACACAACCUGUGCAAUAACUACAAGUUCCAUAUACCAGACCUGAAGGUGGGCACCCUGGACCAACUGGUGGGUCUCUCCGACGACCUGGGCAAACUGGACACCUAUGUGGAGCAGAUCACCCGCAAGGUGGCCAACUACCUGGGCGAGGUGCUGGAGGAUCAGCGGGACAAGCUGCACGAGAACCUGUUGGCAAACAACAGUCCUGGGCCACCCGACGACAGCAUGCCGUGUCGCCACCACCAGCGCAUCAAGCAUCUCAGCCUGCGACACCAGCGAAAACACCAGCACACGCACCACCAAAACAAACCCCAACACUAUCAUCACCACCACCAUCACCACCAGCUGCCGCAGGACCUCAAGGGUAAAUCCGCCGUUUCCUGUUCUCCGCCCGCGAAUGUGCCUGCACCUCUACCCCUGCCUCUGCCCCUGCAACUCUCGCCCGCCUGUGCCUGCGAUGCCAGCGAUGCUAGCCCCGUUCCGGCCAGGGAACCAGGAUCCCUAUCCGGCGGCAGCCUGACUAACCUGUCGACGACGGGCCACGAAGCGGAGCCGGAGUUCGAUGCCUGUCCGUGCGACGAGUGCUUCGCCUGCGCCCCGCCCAGCACCAGUGCCACGGCGAGCACGCUCCUGGCGGACGAGUGCUACUCGCAGACCGCCUCCUCCAUGCUGAGUGCCACCCGCUGUGCCCUGUCCACGGUGGCGGCAAUAGCCACUGGCAGUGGGUUGGGUGGCGGCGGUCCGAGCACCAGUGCCGCAGCCGCUGCCGCCGCCUCCUCCGCGUCCUGCUCCUCGGCAUACUUCUCCACGUCGGCGCCAACGACCAGCAGCUCGGUGCACAGCAGCAUGUCGCGCUCUAACAGCAAGCGGCUGAAUAACAACACUUGCAGCAUCAACAAUAACAAGCUCAGCUUCCGCAGCGGCAGCCAUUUGAGCCAGUUGCACCUGGCGGCCACGCAUCCGCAGCAUCAGCAGCAGCAGCCACAUCACCCGCAUCCGCAUCAGCAUGCCAAUCCUCUGCAGUCACCCACGCAAAAGUCCGUGUCGGAGGACGACGAGGGCGAUGCGGGCCAUGCCCCCGAAGACGGGGAGACGGACGAGACGGAUCCGAAGAGUCCGCACAGUGUGCAGUCCGAUCUGUCGGACACCUUCGACUGGUGGUUCAAUAAGCCCAAGCGUAACUCUAAGAAGAGCAGUGCACAACAGUCACACGAGACACCAAACCCACAGCAACAGCAACCGCAAAACCAACACCAAAACCAAAAACAACAGACGCAACAGCAACAUGCAACACCAAUGACUCCCCCACUGCAACAGCAACACCCAAUCCAACAGACACAACAGCAACACCUAUCCAAAGCAAUGACAUUUUGGCAUCAAGCAUCGACCACACCGCGCUCUAGUUAUCGCUCUUUCUUCAAUUCUCUUGCCGAUCAAAUUUAUAGCAAACGUUCUACACCGAGUCAAUUAAAUAUAAACAAUGGAUUUAAUUUAACACCAACUCAUAGAUCGUCUCCAGUGAGUAGUUGUUGUGGCAGUAGUAGCCAAGGCCGAUCCAGUCCGGACACGGAUCCCGCCGAGCCGCCCGAGUUUCCGCUGAGUCCAGCCGAACUGCCGCAGUACUUGACCCGCUUCCAAUGGGAUAUGGCCAAGUACCCGAUUAAGCAGUCGCUGCGCAACAUCGCCGACAUUAUCUCCAAGCAAAUCGGCCAGAUCGAUGGUGACUUGAAGACCAAGUCCCAGGCCUUCAACAACCUCAAGGGAAAUCUGCAGAACCUGGAAAAGAAGAAGACUGGCAGUUUGCUGACCAGGAAUCUGGCUGAUUUGGUCAAGAAGGAACACUUCAUCCUGGAUUCGGAGUAUCUGACCACCCUGUUGGUCAUAGUCCCCAAGGUCAUGGCCAACGACUGGCUGACCAACUACGAGAAGAUCACCGACAUGAUUGUGCCUCGCUCGUCGCAGCUCAUCAAAGAGGACUCCGACUACUGCCUCUUCAACGUGACCCUCUUCAAGAAGGUGGCCGAGGAGUUCAAGCUCCAUGCCCGCGAGCGCAAGUUCAUCGUGCGUGACUUUGUCUACAACGAGGAGGAGUUGGCCGCCGGCAAGAGCGAGAUGACCAAGCUGAUAACGGACAAGAAGAAGCAGUUUGGUCCUCUGGUUCGCUGGCUGAAGGUGAACUUCAGCGAGGCCUUCUGCGCCUUGAUCCACGUGAAAGCGCUGCGCGUUUUUGUGGAAUCUGUGCUGAGGUACGGUCUGCCCGUCAACUUCCAGGCCAUCUUGAUCGAGCCCAACAAGAAGAGCGUGAAGCGUCUGCGCGAUGUGCUGAACCAGCUUUACGGUCACCUGGAUGGCGCCUCCGCCGGCGGUGCUGUCAGCAGUGCUGAUAAUGUGGACAUCCCCGGUCUAGGCUUUGGCCAGUCCGAAUACUUCCCCUAUGUGUUCUACAAGGUCAACAUCGACAUGGUGGAGCAGGCCAAGGUCUAAGAUCGCCAGCCCGCCGAACCCAACACUGCAUACAUCCAGCCACACAAAAUACACUUUACUACAAAACAACCAACUUAAAAUCAGCUGAACCAUUCGCAGACAUCUAAUGAAACAAAAUUAAUAGAUUACUUUAAAUAAUUUUAGUCAUUGUUAUCUAAUUAUUGUUGUUAUUUAUGUUGCGCGUUGCCGAUAUCCAUUUCAAGUUCUCUUCCGGUUCGAGAAAUCGAGACGCGCGUCAACAAACCGUAAAAUCGUUUGCAAUCAUCCAAGAUCUUGUAGAACUUCCCGAUUGUUCUUUGUCCUUCUUCAGUUCGCAAAACAGUAUUUUAUGUUUUUUCUUAUGCCUUACUAUGAUUAUGAUAUGAUGAAUGAACAGAGUGUUUAACCCGUAGCCAAAUUUACACACAUUGUCGCUAAAGCCUCGGCUUUACUUCUCCUUUUUGUUUGUUUUUUGGUAGCUAUACAAUAAACUUUGCGUUACAUUUUGUUUUACAAACAUUUCGUCUCGUUUCGUGCUUGGUAUCUGUAUCCGUGACUAACAGCCAACAUACAAAAACAUGCCCAAAAUAAAUUUAAGCCCAAAAAUGGUGUCGCAAAUUGCAAGUUAUGAAACUAAUUGCGCUAACAAAUUUCCGAUGCAAUGGUACGUUUCGAUAAAGACAAACUAUUAAUUAACGCAAGUAUUGUAUUUAUAAAUGUUACCUAGAUAUCGAAAGUUUAUAAACAAAAGCCCGGCGCGCUGUUUGCAUAUUACUAAUCGCUGAGAAGAACCGCUCCAGCAUUUCGUGGUUCUGCCAAUUUCGUUUAACCCCGCGAGUGUGUUAACCCACUAAUAAACAACCAGCAGCGAUCGAGGGUCGACCACAUGAGAUAUGAACAAUAAUAUUCUAUUCGUAUGUAAAGUUUUUCAGUUUUCCUAUUGCUAAAUCUAAAAUGUGUACCGAGUUAAGCGAAACGUGAGAUACAGUAUCUAUAUAUAUUUUAAAGUUAUGCAUACUAUGUGUAAAAAGAAACGAAAGAAACCAUGUAAAUGUCAUUGCGUUAUAUAAGGUGCAAUUAAGUCAUCCUUGUAAAUAAUUAUAAAGAAAGAAAGACAUUCCCAA